AACCCAGAGAUACAGUACCAAUAGCAGACUUGACCUGACUUGCUCAAACUAAGGCAGAAUGAGUGUGAUGUCUCUGGCUGUAGUGUGCUCGCUAGGACUGCUUGUUAUCAUUAAUGCUGAAGGCGGUGCGCAAUCAGAACCGAACAUGCACAGUAUGACAUGUCGGUGUUUGAAAGUAACAUCUAAGCGUGUAAAUCCAAAGUACCUUAAGAAAAUCGACAUACACCCUCCACGAAAGAGUUGUCCAAAGAUAGAGGUUUUGGUAACCAUGACAAAUGAUAAUGUUAUAUGUAUCGAUCCAGAGGCAAAAUGGUUUUCAGAUAUGAUGCAACGUCUACUAAAAAAGAAUAAACACAUUCAGAAGACAACAUCAGAGUUGGCCUCAGCAGAAUCCAAGUAGUCCAAAUUGCAUCUCCGCACCUCUCUCUGCAUGCAUAACAGAUAACAUUUGGUUGACAUAAUAGAACUAGAGAAAAAAUAUACUGGAAAACAACUUCUUUUAAAAUCAAUUAAUUUUAUGUACAUUUGUUUUUUUUUUUAUGCUGGGGGCUUUGUCCUGUUGUUCCAAAGAUAUUUCUUGGCAAGCAUCCAAUCCUUUAUAAUGGAUCCCAGGUUAGGGCGGUUCUCUUGUGCUUCUUCUUAUAUGUUACUUUAUUAUACUUCAUGUGUUCUGCUAUAAAGAGAACUGAAGCUCUCCAUUCGGCAUAAUAUAUAACUGAUAUAAUUAUCUGACUGUCCGCUGCUGCAGAAAGUGUGUAACCUUACAAAUGGUGUGCAGUCUAUAGAUCUACAGUGUCUAGGUAGACAGUCAAUAGGUCAACAUCAAAUGGUCGACAUGCACUAGGUCGACGUUGUCAUGGGGCUGACAUGUAAAUGGCCGAUAGUGCUUAUGGUUGACAGUUACAAAGGUCAACAGGUUCAAAUGGUCAACAUACAAAUGGUAGGCACAGCAUAUGGCUGACAUGAGUUUAUUUGAGUUUUUUUUUUUUUAUGUAACUUUCUUACACUUUACCAUCCACAUGGACUUUGAUUAUGAAUAGUAGUAACCGGUGCUGUGCCAUGUGAGGGGACGCUGUACACUAAUUGGGGGUCCCUGUGCUGUGAUGGCAAGAAUGACACAAAAAAUUUAAAAAAAAUGUUGUGUCAACCUUUUUCUGUGUCGACCAUUUUUCAUGUCAACCUUUUCCAGAGUUGACCCUUUAGAGUUCAACCUAAUGACCAUUUCAACCUUCUUUUUUUUUUGUGUAAACUGUUUUUAUUGGUUACAUCAGCAAACAAAACAUUACAGCAAUACUUUUCAAAAAAGAGAAAAGAAGGGAGGGGGAACAAAAAUAUCACAUAAUAUAUAUAUGUCAGUACACUACAUAUAGAUCACCCCUAGUAGAGAAAUAAUUUGUCUGCUUUACUGACAACAUUAAAACUUAUAAAGGAGGAACAUUUUAACAAAACAGGUUAGGAAAAUGGAAAAGAAGAGAAAGAAGUAGAAGAGAAGAAGGAGGGGGGAGAAGCGAGGGAAAAUUAGGGUGGGAAGAGUCAAGUGUGAGAGUCCGCGCAAUAGGUGUAGACCAUUUGGAGGGCGGAGGGGUGUUUUUUACCAAUUAUGGGUCCAGGCCAUGUUAUAGAGACAUCGGUGUCGAAAUAUGUGCAUGGAUAUGAGUAUGAAUGUGAGUAUACAUAUGAUUAUGUUUAUGAUUGUAAGGAGGGUUAUGUCGUCAUGUAGGACCGAUACAACGGUGUGUCCUUAAAAUCGUACCAGGGAAACCAGAUGGCUAUAAAAUUCACUGUUUUCCCAGAUGAGAAGGAGACUAGGUCUUCCAUAUCUAAGAAAUAAUCAACCUUUGUGAACCAUAAUUUAAUCGAGGGUGGAGAGGUGGAUCUCCAAAGAAUUGGAACCACCGCUUUAGCUGCGUUGCUAAGGUGUCUCAACAGGGAAUGUUUGUAGGAGUGUGUUCCUACGGGGGUGUGAUUGAGGAGCCAAAAACCUGGAUCUUUCGGAAUCUCAUCUCCCACUAUCUGUUCGGUGCAUUUAAAUACCUCCGUCCAAAAUGGAGUUAUAAGAGGGCAAUCCCACCAAAUAUGUAUAAAACUCCCUAGGGCGAUUUUGCAUCUCCAGCACAGGUUCGAGAGAGAGGGAAACAUUUUAUUGAGAACACUAGGAGUCCUAUUCCACCUAUAUAUGAGUUUAUAGAGGGUCUCUAAUGUCGAUAGACUUAGAGAACUCGCCUGGGCGUUCUUAAAUACGGUAUCCCAGUUAAUCUGCGUGGGUAGCCCCGAUAAUUCCUUCUCCCAAGAAGCCAGAAAGGUAGGAGGUUGCGGGAAAAAUUUUUCCAUGAUGAUCGUAUAGAUUUGUGAGAUAGUAUGUGUGGGAGAGCUGGGAGAGGUGCAUAAUCCUUCAAAUCGGGUGAGAUCCCUAGUUAUGUCAGAGAGGUUCUUAGAAAAUGAUAUGAAAUGAUGAGCCUGCAGGAACCUCCAGAACUCAGCACUAUGUAGGUUCCAAGAAGAUUGAACAUCUGAAAAAGAGCGCACCCUACCCGAACUCACCAGCUGACCGACUCUAAAAAUCCCGGCUUCCGCCCAUGAAGCGAAAGCAGUCCCUUGAAAGCCCGGGGCAAACUCGGAGUUAUAGAGAAGGGAGGUUAGGGGGGACCAUUUUGAGGAUAUAUGGCUCUGGGAUCUCAGCGUGGCCCAUAGUUUGAGCGUGGGGGAGACUGUGGGGUGCGAGACCUCCGGGAGGGUAGGAAGCCAAGGUACAAUUUCAAUGUAAUGUGGAAGACAUUCCUCUUCCAGUAGGACCCAUUGUUUGCGGUCUUUGGCCCGUGUCCAUUCCAGAAUCCUAUUCAGGUGUACCGCGUGGUAGUAGUUAGGAAUAUGUGGAAGCUGUUGCCCCCCUUGAUGUUUUCUCCUAAACAAAAUGUCGUGUUUAAAUCUGGGUGUCUUACAACCCCAUACAAACGCGCGAAUAAGAUUUUGGACGUCUCGGAGCCAAAGCAAGGGGAUGUGUAUCGGAAGGGUCUGGAGAAAGAAUAGUAUCCUGGGGAGGGCAUUCAUUUUGACAACGUUAAUUCUACCGAACCAGGACAAUCUGAGUUUCUUCCAUUUCUGGAAAUCUAUGCGAAGCCUAGCCAAUAAGGGGUUAAAAUUUAGGGAGAACAAUUUGGAUAGGUCGUUGGUCAGCAAUACCCCCAAAUAUUUUAAUUUAUGCUCAUGCCAGGUGAAAGGGAAGGCAUGUUUCAGGUUUUCUACUAUAGCAGGAGGGGUAGUUAAAUUCAUUGCAACAGAUUUGGAAUAAUUUAUUUUGAAGUUAGAGAGGGCUCCAAACUUCUCAAAUUCUGCCAUCAAGUUUGGCAAAGAGGUGACCGGAUUUGUGAUUAUAACAAGUAGAUCGUCAGCAUAUAAAGCCAGUUUGUAUUCGGUCCCCUUUACCAACAAUCCCGAAAUACUCGGAUUAGCCCUAAUGCUUCGGGCUAAUGUUUCCAUGCAAAGGACAAAGAGCAAUGGGGAUAAUGGGCAGCCCUGUCGCGUGCCAUUGGAAAUUGGAAAGGAAUCAGAAAGGGAGCCAUUAAUCCUAAUUUUGGCGGACGAGGAGGCAUAGAGGGAUAGGAUUCUGUGAAGACAGGCGUUACCAAGUCCCAGAUGUUUCAGUAUACCAGUCAUAAAGUCCCAGUCCACUCUGUCAAAUGCUUUUUCGGCAUCUGUCGACAGUAGGAUUGAUGGGGAUGAAAGCUGGCCGGCAUAGUGAAUCAUGUUGAGCACUUUAGAGGUAUUAUCCCUAGCUUCUCUGCCUAAAACAAAUCCAGCUUGAUCUCCAUGUAUCAGACCAGGUAAUAAUAGUUUAAGGCGGUUUGCAAUCAGUUUGGCGAAAAGUUUUAUGUCUAUAUUUAAUAGUGAGAUUGGCCGGUAACUGGAGCAGAGACUGGGGUCUUUACCUUCUUUGGGUAGAACUGCAAUAUGGGCUUCGAGAGAUUGAGGGGAGAAAUGUGAAUGUUCUGAUAUGGUAUUAAAGGCUCUCGUGAGUAUAGGGAUUAAUUUCUCUUUAAAAGCUUUAUAAUAGGCAAUAGUAUAUCCAUCAGGACCGGGACUCUUGCCAUUGGGAGAGGAUUCAAUGGCUUUCUGAACCUCCUCAGUAGAGAACGGGGCAUCUAGAUCUUCUACUUCAUCUGCGGUUAGUGUGGGGAAGUCUAAGGUCCGUAGAUAAUCAGCUAUGGCUGUUUGAUGGGACAACCUGUCAAUUCUCCCGUUCGGGCCAGAGAGGUUAUACAGAGUGGAAUAAUAUGUCCUAAAGGCCCUAGCUAUGUGGGGUGUCUGGUGUUGGGAUUGGCCGUGACUAUUUUUGAUUGUAUGAAUAAAAGUAAGAGCACGUUGUUCUCUAAGUGCUUUGGCUAGUAAUUUCCCAGGCUUAUUGCCCCAUUGAUAGUAUCUGCUACGGCACUUCCGAUAAGAAAACUUGACUCUAUCCGAAAGUAACUUAUUCAGAUCUGCCCUAGCAGUUUCGAGGUCGGCAUAAUGUUGUGGGGUUUGGGAUUUUUUGUGUAGAAGCUCGAGAGAUUGUAUCUUAGACAGUAAAUCACCCCGAAGUUUCUCUCUCUGCUUCUUACGGAAAGAUCCUAUUUGAACACAAACCCCCCUAAUGACGCAUUUGUGAGCUUCCCAGACUGAGACUUUGGAAAUGUCGUCUAAGUCGUUGGUGCAAAUGUAAGAAUCUAAAGCUUUGUCGAUUUGGGACCUGCAGUCUGCGUCUUGCAGGAAGGUGUUGUUGAAACGCCAGGACCACUGGCGAUGUGUAUUGGGGGGCAAGCGCAGAGUGAGGUUAACUGGGGCAUGAUCUGACCACACAAUCUGUCCUAUAGAGGCAUCAGAGAGAAGGUGUAAAUGCCGGUGGCUCAGAAAUAAAUAAUCGAUUCUGGAAUAUGUCUGAUGUGGAUGCGAGAAAAAGGAAUAAUCUACCUCAGUAGGAUGUGUCAGUCUCCAUGUAUCAAUCAGCUGGUGGUCGAGCAGGGCGCGCCUCAUUCCCCUAUGCUCCUUCUCUGGCCUGCAGGAAAUCUUUUUAGAAUUGUCCUGACGGGGGUCUAGGGCCCAAUUUAGAUCACCUCCCAUCACGACCACCCCUUCUAAAAGAGGUUCCGCAUCAUCUAGAACUGAGGAUAUAAAGGAAGGUUGUUUAGCGUUAGGAGCGUAUAUGUUCAAGAAAGAGAAACGUUGGCCAUGUAUGUCGCAUUUCACCAGCAACCCCCUACCUUCCGCUAUUCCGUGGGAGGUAACAUUGAGGACAGGCAGAUGGCGAGCUAAUAAUAUAGCCACGCCUAGAGUCUUACCAGCGGAGUUAUUAGACAGGAAAACAUAUGGAUAAUAGUGACAUUUUAGGGACGGCACGUGUCCUAUCUUGAAGUGUGUUUCCUGAAUGAAAGCAACGUCAAUUUUCUCGUCUCUAAGCCAUUUGAGAAGUUUAGACCUUUUUUCAGGGACAUUCAGCCCUUUAACGUUAAGGGUAGUUACGUGUAGAUCAUUCACCCCCAUUAUCAGAUAAAUCUAAUCGCUUCACAUUAGUCUCUCCUACGGCAGACUCAGGGGGAGGUAAGAGAUGAGCAGUAAGAGGAGCAGAUAGGGAAAAAGGGGAAGUGAGGAAAAGAAUAGAAAAAGAUGCAGCGUGAGAGACCACGCCGAAAGGUAUUUUGAUAGUAAACAGAAAUGGUACUACUACAAAAAAGACUGCUGCAAUAAGGACAGGAGCGGAAUCCUGCCGACUCCCAGUCCAAAAGAACAGGGGAUGCAGCAUAGUGGGGUCCUGCAGGGGGCUCAGGACAGCGACCACUCCCAGGAUAGUAUCUAGAUAAAUGUGUGGUAUUACCGAGGUGUGCCCAAGGCACAAGUGAAACAAGAGAAAAAAAAUAUAUAUAACAAUAUAAAAGUAUACAUGCUUAUAUAAAAGCGUACAGAUAAUCCUUUAAACUAUCAAACCAGGCUUCAGGAAGCCAUGGCAUCUGUACACUAUUACUCAAUUAUAUAAACCGAUCUCAUGUGUGAGCAACAUAUAGCACUUAUUUAAGACAGAAAAAACUCAGUGUAUAACAUAGGUAGCGAGUAAAUUCACGUCCACUCGGGACGAGGUUUCUCACUCAGGGAGGCUUUGAAGGACGUGGACCCGGAGUGGUUCCCCGCAUCCGUGGGGAACGAACUUGCUGCCACGCGUCGUCUGGAGGGAGCACAACAGGCAGGUCCGGCAGGUGGUGAAAAGCGUCCCAGUCUGGUACCGGAACCGGAGGGAUUCCCAAGAUCGUGAAGAAGGCCUGUAAAUCCGAAGGUCUAGAGAAACUUGCGAUUUUGCCACCUUGAGAGACCUGGAGGGAGAAAGGGAAGCCCCAUCUGUAUUUCAGCUCGAGUUUCCUGAGAGAGUCUGUAAGAGGUUUCAAGGCUCGACGUUGUUGCAAGGUCGACCAGGCAAGGUCAGGAAAUAUCUGAAUCCUGUCGCCUUGGAAGUCGAUGUUGUCUAGCUGACGGGCCGACCUCAUUAUUUCUUCUUUCUGGGCAUAAUAAUGGAGCCUGCAAAUCACAUCUCGUGGCCUGUCGGAGGGUAAGCCCCGAGGACGGAGGGCUCUGUGGGCUCUAUCGAAUAUAAUGUCCGUGUUCGGGUCCAUGUCAAUAAGUUCUCCGAAUAUCUUAGAUAAGGCAGCUAUCAGGUCCGCCUGCUGGACACUCUCAGGUAGACCUCUGACUCUAAUAUUAUUUCGCCGGCCGCGAUUAUCCAUAUCCUCAAUUCGUGAUUUUAGAAAGGAGAUAUCGUCCCGUUGGUGAAAUAGCACUUCCCGAAAUUUAGUCAGAGAGUCCACAGUAGACGAUUCAUGGCGUUCUAGGAUAUCAACUCGAGUCGCGAUUUGGGACAUAUCGUGUCGGAGCGCUGUCACUUCUUGAGUGAUGGUGGAAAGUAAGCGAGUCUCCAAGGCCGAGAAAUCUUGUUUCGUGGGAAGUGUCCUUACGUGAGACAAUAUCUCACUUAUCUCCGCAGACAGAGAGUGGGUCUGUGAGGACAGCGGAGUCCCAGGGGAUGCCAUGUCGUCCACCGGGUCGCGUGGAGUUGUGGAGGUCGGGACAGUAGAUGAAGCAGCGGGGGUUGGAGGUUGGAGAGGUUAAGAACUGACGUAGGUCUGACGAGUGUCGGUUCGUGGGAGAUGGGAUCGCGUCCGGCUUGGUUUUGACCUUUUUUUUCUUUAUCCCUCUCACCAUGAGAUCGGUCUUUAAAUUUAGCGGUUUAGAAUUACACUUUCACAUAUCCUCGGCACUGUAAAUCAUGAGGGUCGUCGCCGUGCAGAAGCCCCCACGUGGUCUUAGGGUGACAUCAGGCAGGCGUGUAUAUGGCUAGGGACCCAUACGCCACUUCACAAUGGCAGUACAUCCAAUACGCCCUGAUGGGGGUCCAAUUGCGGGAUCCCGGUCCAGUGGGCAGGAAACCAGCUGACGCAGAUGCCCGGAUGGAUGUAUAGGUAGAUGGAUGGAUGGAUGGACGGAUGAGUGGGGGGGACACUUAGAUAGGUUUAUAUUGCACAGAGGCCUAAGUGACCUAGUCUUAUGUGUAUCUUACCCCCACACUCAGGUACUGUAGAAUUGUGGCCCAGGGAUCUUAGUCCCAUCCAGUAGCUCCGCAGGAGUGAGCUUCCCAGCACUUCACUUUAAAUCCAAGAUGGCCGCCGGGCGCCCAUCAGCUCCGUCCAGCGUGUCUUUCCUCCGGGUCCCCGUCGGGCAGGUAUGCGUAGGUUGAAGCUGGUGGCGGGGAGAUACCGCUAGCCGCGGCCGGCGGCCAGCGGCAGUCGAAAGAACGGAGCUCCGGAGGAGGUCCGCGGCCCGGGCAGCGGGUCCUGGAGCCGUCCCCGGCCUGCAGCCAAACUCGAGGUCCCGGCCCCCCCCAAGUCCCGCAGGCCGCAACCCGCAGGAGCAGUUAAAACUGCUCCUCGAUUCCGCGGCACUGCAGGAGGCUCAGCAGGAGGUUCAGGCAGGGUAGUAGAGGAGGUGGGGUAAUCGAAGGAGGCGCAGGAGGGAGAGGAUUAGGUGUUUUGAGCGAUGGGUCCCGGGAGCUCUUUCAGAUCACGUCUGUCUCCUUCUGCAUCCAGACCACGCCCCCCACCAUUUCAACCUUGUCACUGUAGACCAUUUGCCCGAAGCAUGGCAGGCGAAUCGAUGGGACGAGGUACACAAAUUGGAGUUCCAUGUGCUGUGACGGCGAAAAUGACAAAAAAUUUAAAAAAAUUGUGUCGACCUUUUUCUGUGUCUACCAUUUUUUUGUCGACCUUUUCCAGUGUCAACUUUUUAGAGGUCGACCUUAUGACCAUGUCGACCGCUUGUGCAUGUCAACCUUUUCACUGUUGACCAUUUGGUGUCGACCUAUUCAUUGUAACCUUCUAUUGCAUCGUAACCCUUACAAAUAUAAUAUGACUGAAUUUAAAGGUAUCUGUGUUUUUUGAGAAAUGAAAGGUCAAAGGACUUCAUUCAGGUCCAGUUAGUGCAUUGAAGCACAAAGUAAAGAUGUUUAGUACUUUGAGCAUGCACAGGACCCCUUCUGCACGUGCGGACCCUGCAAAACUGAAUGCAGGAACGGCAUCAGACUGUCAGUGAUUAACAGUCUGAUGCUAUUUGUGAGCAAGGAGGGGGCAAAGACUCUGUGAGAUUUCCUGACCUCUGCAACAGGCAGCUUCCACAAGCCGCACGGUGGUGCUGGGGAAGACUCGAUACUUCAUCCUUGGAUGCAGUUUGGAUUAGUAAUGUCCCCUGUUGUAUUACCAUAAUAGUGCUAUUGCGGGAUGUGGUCAAUUUACCUACAAUCAAAAUCCUGACGGUCAAAAUACAGACAACCAUUGACCGAUGGUCAAAAUACCGACAAGGUCCAAAUACCGACAUUUAAAAUACAGACAAAGUCAUAAUACCAAUAUGUAAAAUGUCAACAGGUCAAAAAGUCGACAUGAGUUCUUAAUGAUUUUUUCAUUAAAACCGACUCUUUCAUACUUUACCAUUCCAGUGGACCUGGAGGUGGAAUAUAAUAGUGUCCGAAGCAUGGCGAGUGCAGCGGUACACUUAUACGGUGUCCAUGUUGACCUAUGUCGGCACACACCAAAAAAAAAACAAUGAAAAACUUUUGUUGACUUUUUGAUUUGUCGACAUUUUAAAUGUCCAUAUUUUGACAUUGUCGAUAUUUUAAAUGUCUGUAUUUUGACCUUGUCGGGAUUUUGACCGUCGGUCAGCUGUUGUCGGGAUUUUGAUUGUAGGUAUUUCAUACUGAUCCCGCUAUUGCUGCUGCUUCCAUAGCACCUCCAACCACAUUUGAAUGAGGGCCAAUGAACUGAAAUUGCUAGCAGUCAUACUGUAUAUCAAUCAAAUAUCGCAGAUAUAUGUAAUUAAUUGCUUUAACUCCAAUUUGUUAACUAAUUGUGCUUCAAGCAUUACUAUUUAUAUUUUAUAUAAAAGUUCAAUAAUAUAAGUAUAAGUAUACACAAAGAAAUGGGGAACAUUGAGGAUAAAUAGUUCUAGUCUCUAAAUUGAUUUUAAAAACAUAUUUUAUAUGUAUAAAAAGUCUAGCAAAACCCAGACUACACUUGUUAUGUCUACUCUCGGUAGUUUAUAGUCGUACGGAAAUACAGUGGUAUCCCUACCUAAGGUGACACCCGGUGCGGGCAGACAUGCUGUUUGUGCACCUUCGGCGUGUGCUGGCAAAAAGGGGCACGGCCUUGUGUGUAGGGGACAUGGCCUCAUGGACCAGACCCCUGUUUUCAUCACUUCAGGGGUCCUGGUGAUUGCGGGCUGACCCCGGGACCAGUCUGAGUGCUGUGCCGGCUCCUACAUUGUGACAGGAGCCGGGUGCAUCAUGUAACGUUACAGUGCAACACCCGGCUCCUGUCAAGAGUUUGCACUUUGGCAUCACCCCUCAGCCGGUAACACCUGGGUGCGGCCCGCACCCCCCUUGUGAUGCCACUUCUGUAUUCAUACUAAAUAUAAUUACAAAAGUCUAUACAUUUUACAUACACCUUUCUCUGCCUUCCAGCAGCAGGGGGUGUUUCCAGCGAAAUAUGGGAAUAAUCUCAGUACCCUCCAACCAUAAAGUAAUACAUAGCGGAACACUUCCCCCAGCACAUAAUUAUGUCCUUAUAUUGUAAAUGAUAUAUUACAUUUUAGUAGAUUACUCUAAAGGUGCCCAUACACUAGUCGAUAUUAUGAGUAAUUUGGCCAUUUCAGACGGAUCGGAAAUACAAAUCAUUCAUAAUAAUGCAGAUCGUCCAUUGUCUGUGAACGAUAACGAUGCGCGGUCCUGCUGGUUGUUGGUCGAAGCUUCUGAUCUUCCCUGCUGCAGGGAAGAACUGAAGCUAUUGUCAACGACCGCAUGUUCCUAGAUGUAGCCACUACCAGAUCUUAAGAUAGAUCUUAAAGAUAUACAGUAUCAUGUGUAUUGAACUAUAUCAUUUGCCCAGGACUGCUGGGGAGCUGCCGGGGGAGUUCAAGGGAAAUCGUUAAUGAGAAAUCAUCAUUUACAGGUCGUCUAGUGUAUGAGCACCUUAAGUCAGAAAAUCUUUUACAUUCUAGGCAUGCUUGAAAGUAAUAAUUGGUAUAAAAGUAAAUAUACGUUGUACUAUAUCUCUAUGUACUUAAUAAAAAGCAGUAAAAAAAAUAUAUAUAUGCAAAUUUCCGUUGUCUUCUUGUUGUCUUACAGUUUAAGAAAAUAUUCUGUUAAUGUAUCCUUGUUUUCUUAAUAAAAGUCCAAACCCUUC
Messenger RNA from Pseudophryne corroboree (corroboree frog), 10742 nucleotides. Its product is annotated as C-X-C motif chemokine 10-like. The record is from RefSeq and is a predicted model, not a curated record. NCBI's taxonomy places the organism in Eukaryota, Metazoa, Chordata, Amphibia, Anura, Myobatrachidae. Gene Ontology annotation, molecular function: chemokine activity. Gene Ontology annotation, biological process: immune response; defense response; chemotaxis. Gene Ontology annotation, cellular component: extracellular region. Bases 59 to 400 code for a protein of 113 amino acids. The transcript is spliced from 4 exons.